GCGUGGUCUCUUAGAUCUCUUAGGCUUGCUUAUUCGUUCAGCUCAGUGACGGCAGUAAAGCGAGGGAAGAAGGAAAGGAGGCGGAGAGAAAAAGAGAGACUAGCUCCUCCCGCUUCUUUUAAUGUCAACUGGGGGAAUGGGUUGAUUUGACACAUUCCCAGUUGCUGGGAGGUUAUUAGCCUGGGCAGUGGAGGGAUGGAUGGGCGUGAGAGUAGGGCAGUUCCCACUCCGGCUGCUGUAGGGACUCCACAAAGAAAGAAAGGAAGACCGACAGCAACAGACAGGAAUAAAAGGAACAAAGACAGGUCUAAUACGGGGGAAGGAAGGGUUGAAAAAGAAGGAGAACAUGGCACAGAUAGAGCCAAUGGCCACGUAGAAUCUUUUAUUUUAGUAGGAAAGAACAGUAGCCCCUCCAUUUCUCCCCCCCCCCCGCCCUUCCCCCCUUUCUCCCAUUCCCUGUGGUAGGAGUCUGGAGUCUUUAGUGGUAAGAGAGGAGCGAGAGAGUCUAGGCUAGCAGAGACCUCUCCCUAUAGAACUGGCUUCCUUGGUGAAAGAGGAAGAGGAAGAGAGUUUCCCCUUUUUCCUUCUUCCCGAUUUCGAGUAUUGACUAUUCUUUAAUCCCAAUUCCUGGUCUCCCCCCGUGUCCCCCCACGUCUCAGAUGAGAAACAUGGGGGCUAAGUGUCUGUAAAUCUCUUGGUAACUGGGAUGGGGGUGGGGGCUCCAGGAAACAGCCUGGUUUAUGAGGGGUGAGGGGAUUAGGUGUUUUUCUCGUUGAUUCUCCCCUUCCCCCCAUCUCCCUAGAAGUCAAGAAAACGACCUGGAGGUUCUUGGUUAGCUUUUUUGUUUUUAAUUUUUUGGUCCGGUGGCAGCUGCUGUCUGGAAAAAGAGGCUUUCCGGCAGGGGGGCGGACAAAAGUCUUGGCAUUUGUGUGUGUAGGGAGUGCACGGCCGCUUAGAGCCACUUGCAAGGGGGGUCUGACCUUUGCUUCUCCUGGGAGGCAAUGCGAGCUGAAGACCCCCAUAGUUGUGCCACAGUACCUCGUACAGCCUUGGAAUAAAGAGCUGGAGAAUGUGCUUGACCCUGAACUGAGAGGAAAUCCAGAAGUGAUGGGGGGUUGCAUGGGCAAACUGAGACUCGGGGAGCGGUACCCCAGUUCAGGGAAGGAGGGUUGCCCCUUCUGAGGGGCUUAACCCUAGAAAAGGAGGAGAAAGAGGAGGAGCCCGGGGGGUGCAGAAGCAACUACUCCCGCCCCACAAACGCUUCCACCCAUCGCCCACACCAGGGCCGUGAGAAGGCGAGGAGGCGGAAAAUCUCGGAAGCGCUCGCCCUGGCUCCUUGCUGCAGGCGCUGGGGAAAGCAUUUGCAAACAAGUGUCUGUCGCGGUCUAAUCUAGGCCCACCCCUGCUGGCGUCCCUUCCUCACUCUGGGGCUGGCUCUUAUGGGGCAAGCGGAAGACAUUCAGCCACUCGCCACACAGUCCGCGAGCAGCCGCUGCCGAGACCUCGUCCUCCUGCUCCUCCUAGUCCCAUAGUCCCAUCUCCGCGGCGGUGGCGCUGGGUGUGGAGAACUCUGCUCCUUUGCAAACAGCUGGGCGGAUUGGGGGUUCUCAGCUGGACUAGUGCCUGGGUAUUCACAAGGAUCUAUAACGACCUAAGCAACGUGGUUUUGUUGUGGAUUUCGUUCUUGUUUCCCUCCCCCAACCCCGGGAAGCUUCGGAGGUGGCUCGAGCUACCUCCCAUUUUCCAUCUCUUUCUCUCUGGGGAAGAGUUGCCGCCUGGAGAAUGGAUUAUAAUAAACCUGGCGACGGGGAGAGGAGCAGCUCGUGAAGCCCUUUGCGUGCCCACCGCCGCUGCCCAUCUCACUCGAGUUCUGAGCUCGUCACCCUAGACAUCCCCCAGCAGGGGUCAUCUGGAAGAGGGGUUAAAAAUCAACCUCCAGAAUUGAGAGGGGCUCGGAGAGGAGAGCGAGUGCUUUGUGGUGUGCUGUGAGUGUCGGUGUUGGUAUCUGUGAGCGCGCCUGGUUUUGUGUGCGGUGGAGGGUGUCAUUUUUCCUUCAUUAGGCUUAAUUUCGUGAUCCCUCUUGCACGUGAUUGAAUUGAUUAAUAAUAGAGGGGUGGUGGGGAGCUCCUUCCCGGAGGAACCUUCCUACUAUGACAGCCUUGGUCUCCGAAGGGUUAACUUGGGCUACUUGGCAAAGUUAUCACUGGAACCUAUUUGGUGAGCUUUAAUUUGAGCUUGCGCUGGUGGUCGAGAGGCUCUAAGAGAGUGGAGUCGUCUUAGUGAAGUAGUUUGUGUUUUUUGGGGGGGUUGGGUGGGGAGUGUGUCCCCCCAAUUGUCUACCCUCUUUGAUGACUCCUGGAGGCGGUGGGCCCAUGAAAGACUGCGAGUACAGUCAGAUCAGCACUCACAGCUCCUCUCCCAUGGAGUCUCCCCAUAAGAAAAAGAAAAUCGCGGCCAGGAGGAAAUGGGAGGUUUUCCCAGGAAGAAACAAAUUCUUUUGUAACGGGAGGAUCAUGAUGGCUCGGCAGACCGGCGUCUUCUACCUGACCCUUGUCCUCAUCUUGGUCACUAGCGGACUCUUCUUCGCAUUCGACUGUCCAUAUUUAGCUAUGAAAAUUACUCCGGCUAUCCCUGUGGUUGGCGGGAUCCUAUUUUUCUUUGUGAUGGGCACCCUGCUUCGGACAAGUUUCAGUGAUCCUGGAGUCCUGCCCCGAGCAACGCCAGAUGAAGCUGCUGACCUGGAAAGGCAAAUAGGUAACUCUGAAGAUAUAGCAAAUGGUGCCAGUUCAGGGGGGUACCGUCCACCUCCCCGAACAAGAGAAGUCAUCAUCAAUGGCCAGACAGUUAAACUUAAAUAUUGUUUCACCUGCAAGAUUUUUCGUCCUCCUCGUGCCUCUCAUUGCAGCCUUUGUGAUAACUGCGUAGAACGGUUUGAUCAUCACUGUCCCUGGGUAGGCAACUGUGUGGGGAAAAGAAACUACAGAUUUUUUUAUAUGUUUAUUUUAUCUCUGUCUUUUCUGACAGUCUUUAUAUUUGCAUUCGUUAUCACCCACGUCAUUCUUCGUUCCCAGCAAACAGGUUUUCUAAAUGCUCUCAAGGACAGUCCAGCAAGUGUGCUGGAAGCUGUGGUGUGUUUCUUUUCCGUUUGGUCCAUUGUUGGGCUCUCAGGUUUCCACACAUAUUUGAUCAGCUCCAAUCAAACUACAAAUGAAGAUAUUAAAGGAUCUUGGUCAAAUAAAAGAGGUAAAGAAAAUUACAAUCCCUACAGCUAUGGAAACAUCAUUACAAAUUGUUGUGCUGCCCUCUGUGGGCCUAUCUCUCCAAGUCUAAUCGACAGAAGAGGAUUUAUCCAGUCGGAUACACCUCAGCCAGCAGCACCAACAAAUGGAAUCACCAUGUAUGGGGCCACACAGUCUCAGAGCAACAUGUGUGAUCAAGAUCAGUGCAUUCAGAGCACCAAAUUCGUUUUGCAGGCUGCAGCUACACCGUUGCUCCAGAGCGAACCCAGCCUAACCAGUGAGGAACUCCCUUUGCCAGGAAAGACCACACUAGGCGCUCCCUGUGCCACCUUGUCCCUGGGGCAGCCAACACCACCCUCCUCCAUGCCCAAUCUCACGUCAGAAACUAUUUUGACAGAUAUGAUCCCAUUAAAAGAGGAACUCGAUAGCCAUCAGUUCCUUACACCAGAGGAAGCCCCCUCACCCCCUGGUAUGCUGUCAACAGGCAGUCCUAUCACGCAUAGUCACACCCUGCAUGUCCUAAGUUUGGCCAGCCAAGACUCAUUGCAUGAAGACUCAGUGCGUGGCCUCGUGAAGCUCAGCUCAGUCUGACCGAUGUGGACAGUCCAUGCCGGGACAGGCGCAGUGCACUUUUCCAAGGACUUUGCUACUCUUGAGACCAGAUGUUGAAGCCAACAAGAGAACUUCCGAGCACUCCAUCUUCUAAUUCCAUCACUGGCCUUGGCGAUGAGGACACCAUGUUGUGGGUUAAAUGAACAUCUAUAAAGUGGAUCGAUUGAUUUCAAAAGUUAUUCGGGGGCAGGUCUUAAAGCUCUUUUGUCUUAUUUGACUUUUCUUCCCUUUUCCCCCAAUUCUUCCUCCCCUUCCAGAGUAAAUAAAAACUGAAAUUGAUACCAACAGUCCAGUUUUCUGAAGCCUUGGGCAAGUGGGGAUAUCUCAGCAAGCUGGAAUCAUUUCUGGAUCUUUAUUCCUCUAGAAGAAAAAUCUUGGAAUAUAAAUGCCAUGCUCUGUGUUCUUUGUUCUUGUAAUACACACUGGUUAAGGGUUUAUGAUGUUUUGUGGCCAGAUUGAAAUGCACUUAAGUGUUAUACUACUAAUAUUUGAAUUUAGACAAUUGCCAUUCCGUUGAUUAGUUUUAAACAGUUUUUAAAGAAAAAGACAAACAAAAAAAGACCAGCUGUAGAUUUUUAUGCCACAUUGUAGUAUGUAUUACAGUGGUGUUGGUAUUAACAGAUGUGCUGCUUUUUUUUUAAAUUGUGAAUUUCCACAUUCAGUUUUCAUUGAAAGACAAUUGCAAAACCAUGGACAUUGUUAUUAUUUUUCAACUCUUCAACAUUAUUUUCUGUGGAUAGGUGGUGCCUCCCACAGCCUGGGUUUUAACACAUUACUUAUCAUUUAGCCUUCUUCUGUUAAAUAUUUAGAUUAGGUGUUGUGUUGUGCCGUGUCUGCAGAGGGUCAAUCUCCCCACCAUGGAUGAGAUUUCUGGUGGACAUCCAAUAAAUAUGGUGCCCUCCUUCUUUGGGUUGCGUUCAGUUAUCCUUCUAAAAGCCUAAAGGUCUGGAGGACCACAAAAGGUUUUGUGGUUGGAAAAAUAGCCUGGAUUCACAGUGAAUCAGAUCAAUGAGUUAUAUCAUACUGAUGGGAAGGCUUCUCUAGGAGAAAGGUGACUUUCUGUCCAGUUUCUAUUAUUGACUGACUGCUUACGGCUUGUUAUUAAGGGAAUUAACCUGCGUUGGCAUUAUAGAAAGUUCAUUGCUUCUGUAGACAAAAGAUAAAGGAGCCGCUCACAUGGGCGAUUGACUGUGACACUCUCUUCUCCAUUUAUCCUGUUCUGUGUGCUGAGGGCAAAGGAACGAAAAGGUGGAACCUAUUAGAGAUGUCAAAUGAACUUGUGGGAAGGAUAUGCUGCGAUCUUGAGAGGUCAUUCCUUGUAACUGUCCCAUUAAUCAGAAUAGAAUUAGGAAAAUUACCCACUCAUUCCCUUUCAAUUGAAACUUGGGACAAGGGUUGGGAGGACAUUGGAUUUCAUUUAAGGAAAAUUCAACUCAGGGGUAAUUGCAGGGGACCCAACUUGUUAUCAGAACUGCCAUGUGCUCUACUUGCUUUCCUCUUCAAAUGAUAACGCCUGCAAUGAUUUCUUCUCAGGAUAAAUUAAAUUCUGCAAAGCAAAAUAAUGCUCUCUGUCCACGACGGGCUAAUGGUCAAGGUGUAUUUAUUAUUGAUCAAGGAGUCCAGACACUUUGAAUUAAUGGAAUGAGGCCAUUUCCCCUGAUAUAGGGUGGGAGAAAAUGGCCUUCUUGUUGAAAGAAAAAAAGAAGCACAAUCUGGGUCCUGGAACAAAGCCAUCCCUACAGCACUGAAGCCACACCCAGAUCUCCCCUCUUCUCUUGACAUUACAAUAAGAAAAAACUUUGAAGCAAUUUAGAGCUGUGCCAAAGUGUGAUGCGCUGUCUUGGGAAGCAGUGAGCUCCCCAUCAGCAGAGGUAUUCAGGCCAAGGUUGGAUGACUAUCGGUUGGGUAGGUUAUAGAAGAGUUUCUCCUACAAGCACAGGCUGGAAGAGACAGCCUCUGACAUCCAUUUCUCUGCUGAGAUCCUGUGAUUCUGAGUCACUCAUAAACAAAAGAAGCCAGAUUUAUCCCUUGGUGGCAGUUUCCAAAGACUCUCUUUGCACAAGUUCAUAAGCCUGCCAGUCACCCCCCGCCCUUUUGCUCUUUGUGAAGAAGUAAAACAAUGUGCCUUCUCAAUGUGGUUCCCUGAAACUGGUAAAGGGAGAAAGCUUGGCAUUGUGGAGUAAGGAAGAUCUUAGUUCAAAUCCUGCCUCAGACACUUAUUAGCUGUGUGGACCUAGACAAGUCAUUUAACCUCUAUCAGCCUCAGUUUCCUCAUCUGUAAAAUGAGGGUAAUAGGGGGCAGCUGGGUGGCUCAGUGGAUUGAGAGCCAGGCCUGGAGACAGGAAGUCCUAGGUUCAAAUCUGGCCUCAGACACUUCCCAGCUGUGUGACCCUGGGCAAGUCACUUGACCCCCAUUGCCUAGCCCUUACCACUCUUCUGUCUUGGAGCCAAUACACAGUAUUGACUCCAAAAUGGAAGGUAAGGGUUUAAAAAAAAAUGAGGGUAAUAAUGGCACCUACCUCACAGGGUUGUUGUGAGGAGCAAAAAUGUGAUGAGAUAGGGAAAGUGUUUUGAAACCUUAAAGCACUAUGAAAAUAUUCCCUAACAUGAAAUGGAAAGAAGACCGGAGGCUUGACUUACAGUGUGUGGCCAGGGGUAGGUCAGUUUUUCUUCCCUCACCUACAUUUUCUCCCUCAAGACUAGAUUACUUCCAAGAUUCCUGCCAGCUUUCAUGUUCAAAUGUUCUAUGAUUUUUCUGGGACCAAGACUCCCCCUCCCCCUUUUUGGGAAAGUCCCCUGGAGAGUAAUAAGGAGUCCUUAUCCUCCUGGAUGGUGGGGCGUUCAUAAAAAGCUUUUUUUUCUCUUCCUCUAGCCUCAUCCCUCUCCUCUACCUUCUCUACUAACCACUCACUACAUUAUUUAUCAAACUCUGCUUUCAAGUAAGCAUGGCUGUUCAGGAUUUACUAUUCUAUUAAAACUUGGACCAUUAUCAAAAGAACCAUUUCUCCAGGGGGAGUGUGUUUAGUUCAUGCAGCCUGCCUCGAGGGUCCUUCCUCUUCCCCCCACCCUCCAACCCCCUUCCUCCUCAAGUCCAAGUUUGGGGAUUAAAUGCAUCUGUGUUUAUCCUGGCUCUGCCCUUCCUAUUGGUUCCAAGGGCUGCUUUCUGGAAGCUUGAGUGUCCUUCACCAUCCCAGGGUGACCCGACCUAAUCUAUAUUUUUAGAUAUUUGAGCCAUCCAAGCAAGCUAUUAUCAAAUAUGUUUUGAUAUUUUACAAACUGUCGGUGUCACAGAUUGAUUGUUUGCUAUAGGUAUGAGUGAAGUGAGAUAAAUAUUUUACUAUGUUUCUAAAACUUGGGCCAUUAUCUCAUACACACACAAGCUUUAUUGUUUAAAGAUUCAUCUGCUUUUGGUUUUCCCAGGAAAGCUGGGGCAGCGCAGAUGCUGCCCAGCUCUUCAGUGGGAUGACCGAGUUUCGUCCAAUUACUCCUGGCUUCUGAAAAGGAGGACUGACCAAAACAUCCUCAGAUCUGUAGACAGCCUGUGCUUUGAGAGUUCAGUGACGAGGCACCCCGGGGCCCCGGGAGUUUGUUGUCACAUUCUGUCCUUCAACCAAGCUGAAAUAUGACAGUUUCUUUCAUUCAUGCGGUACUCACCCAGCCUAUAAAAAUGAUGCCGCAUCUUCCUUAGAAUCUUCUAUUUGGACAAUUUCUAGUGCCCCGAAGGGCCUUUUUCUAAUUCCAUUGUAGAGCUCAAUUGCACUGUUUUUCUUACCCUUUCAUUUUGUGUGUGUGUGUGAUUGACUCAUCAGGGUCAAAAAUGGAAAGUAAAUAUUUUAUUUGCCACCUUGUAAUCUCAUCUCAGCUCUGAGAUUUUGUUUUUUAUUCCCUCUCACCUCCUAUUUCUUAUGAAUUUGUUUGUUAUUUAGAGGCUGUAUAGUAACACUGAAAGAACACUAGAUUUGAAAUCAGAAGAAUUGAGUUUAAAUCCCACCUCUACUACAUAACCCCGAUGACCUUUGAACAGUCGUUUAACUUCAGUGGAUUGUAGUUUCCUCAUCUGUAAAAUGAAGAGAUCAAAUUAAAUGCUCUCGAGGUUCCUCCUACUUCUCAGUCCUAGGAUCCUUUGUCUGCCCUUUCUCCUAGCUGCCAACCAAAAGAAAACCAAACCUCAAACUUCACUGUGUUGGAUCUGGUCUCCUUGGCACUGUUGCCUUGUGAGGACAUCUACUGGAAAAUGCAGAGAAUUUUUUGUAAACUUUGCCAUUCAGUGGCUCUUGAAGGGACUGAGUCAGUCCAACUUGCAGAAGAAGAGCCAAUGCUGUCCUCCAUCACCGUCCACCUUGACAGACACAGACACAGGAGCAAAAGCUUUUCAUGGACUUUGGUUCUUCCCUUCUGGACCUGUGCAGAUCUGAAUGGUGUUGAAUCUAAAACUUCAACCUCUCAAUACACGUGUUGUCACAAUAAGUCAACCUAACUAUGGUCAGGUCUACGUGAGACAAAAUGAAGAGCAAAGAUUGCGUAUAUGUAGCGUAUUGAGCUGUGUGCACAUGACCCAAUGUGGAUAAUUGAUAAGGGGAGAGGGUUAGGAUUCAUUUACUCUUUUGUAUGUAUUUGUAUGUGUCACGUAUUUUCAUGGCUGCCUGCCAAGGUAUCAAGAAUUUGGUUUUAUAAUCCUAAGGGAUAUUUGCAGAUUUGUCUUAUUUUUUAUGAUAAUCUUUUGCGAGAGUCCAAUGUACAAAUUAUUUUAUAGGGUAGGAGGGAAUGGGAGGGGUGGUAAAAGGAUGGAAGGAGAAGCAAAAAAGGGAAAAGAGGGAGAAUGGGUUUGACUAUUGCUGCCUUAUGACUGUCUUUAAGCUGAGCCUAAAUAAAAGUAAUGUUUACAGUUCUCUUCAUCAAAUUCUAUGAUUUUGUGGUAAUCUGGUGUGUUCUUAUCCAAAAGGGAGAGAUCUUAAGAUGUGUUACCUGCUCCUCCACCUUUUAUAUCACUUCCUAAAAGAAUGCCUCUGAUUUGUUUCUUUAAAAUAUGUCCCUUCCCAUCUUUUAAAAUAAUUUACCAUUAAUAGAUUAGAUUAGUUACAACAUUGUUCUCAUUGCAAUCAUAAAUUGUAAAUCAGUGAAUCCUCUAGCAAGUUGCCUAUUGUACACGGUCCUGAUAAUGCAACCAAGAUGGAUUUCCAAAUACAAGUGGUUACUACAUUAAUUCAGCCAUUAAAAAUAAUUGUGUAGAUAUAAGAUUAGAUUGCUUCUGGAGCAACUGAAUUUGCAGCUGCCACAAUGAGAUGAAUGGCUUCAACUGGAAUUAUUUUCAGAUCUCAUAAAUCCCAGGAAUUAUAUGCAGAAUGAGUUGGGAAGCAGAUGGACAUUUUGUAAUGUGAAGAUUUUUUCCCCCUUCCAUCAGUUGUUGCAUUUUAAAAGGAAAUGUGGUAUUGACUUAUGGAGUUCUGAAUCAAUGAUUGUCUUAAUUGUCCUUGCUUUCUUAACAUGCACAGUUAAACUGGGAGGCCAUAUGGUCCAUCCAAUGAGAUUUGUUUUGCACUGUUCUGUAUGAGUGGAGAUUGUUUUAGCCUGUGGUGGAAUAUGACUUUGAAGCUCUAAUGACCUUAUUCUUGGGGACAGUUUUGGUUUGUACUUUAUUCUAAUGGAGCAUUCUGGUAUAUCCCCCAAAUAAAAAUAAAUAAAAACUAUUGGUAUACUCAAGGCUCUGAAACUGAACAAUGAAAGACAUAUGGGCCACAGCAGUGUGUAUUUUCAGAGAUGUGUAUGCCUAUCUAAGUGCCUCUUUGAUGUUUUAAUCAAUGCUUGCAUAAUUGAUUUUUUAAACCCACUGAACUGAAUUUAGACAACAUUUUUCCUGCCUCAAUAAAAGCUGUUCAUAGUGUCGAA
Molecule: messenger RNA, 9737 nt
Organism: Monodelphis domestica (gray short-tailed opossum)
Lineage: Eukaryota; Metazoa; Chordata; Mammalia; Didelphimorphia; Didelphidae
Gene: ZDHHC14
Product: zDHHC palmitoyltransferase 14
Biological process (GO): protein targeting to membrane; peptidyl-L-cysteine S-palmitoylation
Cellular component (GO): endoplasmic reticulum; Golgi apparatus
Molecular function (GO): protein-cysteine S-palmitoyltransferase activity
Source: RefSeq, a predicted model, not a curated record